GUUUUUGACAUUAAUGACGAACGGGAGAAAGAGUGACCACGCGAUUGACGAUUGUGUAUCACAAAAUAUACGAAUUAUUUUGGCGUAUAUUUCUUCCAAUAUACCACAGUGGCGACGAGAGUAAACAAAAAGUAAUCGGGAAAUUGCAAGCAAAUAGCACAUCUCCAAAAGGUCAAAGGUCAAACUUCCAUUCCACAAAAAUGCCGUUAAUAGGGACAAUAAACAGUUUUAACAUGAAAGCAGACAAUUGGAUCUUAUAUGAAGAGCAAUUGGAACAAUUUUUUGUUAUUAACGACAUUAAGGACACCGAAUCCUGCAAAAAAAGAGUUUCGGCGUUAUUAAGCCUCAUCGGGCAUGACACUUACAGAAUUUUACGAGAUCUAUGCACACCUACGUUACCGAAGGAAUCUACAUACGAGCAACUGUGUACCCUUUUAAGGAAACACUUUUCACCAACAACGUCCGUAUUCAGAGAACGAAUUGAAUUUUAUGGAGCUCGACAGGAGGAAAAUGAAACGGUGAAUGAAUGGUACGCGCGAAUUCACAACCUAUCGACUAAUUGCGAAUUCGGAAAUAACCUACAGGACAUUUUAAGAGACAAAUUUGUCUGCGGUGUAUUGCCGGGGAAGAUUAGGGACAGAAUUUGUGAAGAAAAGCCUACUACAGAUUUUUCAAAACUUCUAGAAUUAGCGUUGAACAAGGAAAGUACCAUGUUGGCAGACUCCAAGAACAUCAACACAGUGGCAGUGAGGAAGAAGGUUAACAAAACCAGGGGUUAUGAAAAGCAGAAAAGGGUGGAAUCGGGUGCAAGAUCAGGUGACAGCAGCAAAGCGGCAAGUAAAUGGACAUGCAAGUGUUGUGGGAAGCAACACACGGGAAACCAAAUCUGUAAGUACAAGAAUUACAAGUGUAAUGUCUGUGGUAAAGUUGGACAUUUAGCAACCGUUUGUAAAUCGGUGAAUUUUGUAGAGGACAAUGCACAAUCGGACGAGGUAAUAAAUAUGUUAGAAUUUAGUAAUAGAAAUCCUGUCACAACAAAUGUUAAAUUUAACAAUGUAAGUUUAAAUAUGUUAGUGGAUAGUGGUGCCGGAGUAUCCGUAGUAAGUGAAGCUUGCUACCGUCAAAAUCUUAUUGAUCUUCAGUUAUUCAAUACAGAUGUUUCACUCCGUAGCUUUUCAAACUGCAAUUUAAGACCAGUUGGGUACUUAAAAGGCACCUUAAUGUUUGAAAAUUAUACGGUUGAGGAUUUUAUUUUAUAUGUAAUCCCCAAUGUAAGGCAACAUUUAUUGGGUAGGGAUUUUUUAGAAAAAUUUAAUUGCAAAUUGGUAAUACAAGAUAUUUUAGAGUUAAACAAUGAUUCGAAUCACAUUAUUGAGAAACAUAAAGAGAUUUUCGAAGAAAAACUUGGUUGUUAUAAACUAAAACAAUUUAAAUUACAGUUGAAAGAAGGCGCCCGACCAAUAUUUUUUAAACCUCGAACUGUUCCCAUUUCCCUUAAACCGAAAGUAGAAGAAGAAAUUUCCAGACUGGAGAAGUUGGGUGUCAUUUCGCAAAUUGAAAGCAGCGAAUGGGGGACACCGCUGGUUCCGGUUCUUAAGAAGGGAGGGGGUGUUAGGCUAUGCGGUGACUACAAGAUCACGGUGAACAAGGUACUGGAAGAAGUGAAGUAUCCGCUACCGAAGUUUGAAGACAUUUUCUCAAAACUAACAAAUGGUGAGUCGUUUACAAAAAUUGAUCUUAGCGAUGCGUACAAUCAGUUGAGUCUUCGAGAUGAGUCAACACAGUUACUCACAUGGAGCACCCACAAAGGUCUGUACAAAGUCAACAGAUUACCAUUUGGGAUAACACCAGCCAGUGCUAUUUUCCAAAGGGUAAUUGAGCAAACACUACAAGGUCUAGAUGGAUGUGCCAAUUUUCUCGAUGACAUAAUUGUCACUGGUUCUACAAGAGUGGAACAUGAAAUAAAUUUGGAUAAAGUGUUCACGAGACUGCAAGAAGCAGGUUUUAAAGUUAAACGGUCAAAAUGUGCAUUUUUUAAACCAGAAAUAACAUACUUAGGGUAUACUAUUUGUAAAGAAGGCUUAAAAAAGAAUAGCGACAAAAUUAAACCAAUUUUGGAGGCACCGGUACCAGAGACAGUCACUCAAGUUAAAAGCUUUGCAGGGCUUGUUAACUACUACUCCAGAUUUAUACCUAAAUUAUCCAUAAUAAUGAAACCAAUAUAUUUGUUGUUAAAGAAAGACAACGGCUUCCAUUGGAAUGAACUCUGCGACAGAGCAUUUGCCGAGAUUAAAAAAUUAAUAUCAUCUGAUAAAAUAUUAAUUCAUUUUGAUCCACACAAACCUAUAGUGGUAACAACCGAUGCAUCUAAACAAGGCAUUGCAGCAUGUUUAGCGCACCAAUUAGACAAUGGCGAUUUGAGACCCGUAGCUUUUAUUUCGAGAACCCUGAGCAAAGCAGAGGAAAAUUAUUCUGUUUUAGACAAAGAAGCAUUAGCAAUUUAUUGGGCGGUAAAAAAAUUUUAUUUUUAUUUAAUGGGCCAAACUAAAUUUACAAUAAAAUGUGAUCAUAAACCAUUGUUAGGGAUUUUUGGGGAAAACAAAGGUUUACCGCAAAUGGCAGCAUCAAGAUUGCAGAGAUGGGCAUUAUUCUUAACUGGUUUUAACUACAAUAUCGAAUAUAUUAAGGGAGAACAUAAUCACAUUGCUGAUAUGCUCUCAAGACAUGCACUCAAAGGAACCCUAGACGACUUAAAGGACGAAGAAAGUUAUUUGAACCUAGUAGUAACUGCAGGGGUACCUAUUGACAGUCAAAAAAUUUCAAUAGAGACUAGAAGAGAUCCUGAGCUUGGGAGAAUUUACAACUAUCUAAUGCAGGGGUGGCCAGAAAAAGUUUUAGAAACUGAAAAACCAUACUUUAUUCGUAAGAAUGAGCUUACGAUAGAGCAAAAUUGCAUAAUGUGGGGGUAUCGGGUCAUUAUACCUAAGAAAUUUAGACAUCAAUUAUUAAAUGAAUUACAUUCCAGCCAUUUAGGGAUUGUAAAGAUGAAGUCAAUUGCAAGAGGCUACUUCUGGUUCCCAAAACUGGAUGAAGAGAUAGAGAAAAUGGGUAAAUCCUGCUUACCAUGUUUAAAGACGAUGGAUAAUCCACAGAAGUCGAUCCCAACGCCUUGGAACAGAACGGAGAGACCAUGGCAGAGGAUACACAUGGAUUUUUGCGGUCCUAUCAAUAAUGUAUACUACUUAAUUAUUAUAGACUCCUACAGCAAAUGGCCAGAGAUAUUCAAGAUGAAGAACAUUACAACAGAAAUGACAAUCGACAAACUGAGAGAUACAUUCUGCAGAUGGGGAAUCCCAGAUUGCGUAGUUUCGGAUAAUGGACCUUCACUGGUGUCGAAGAAAUUUGAAGAAUUUUUAAAGAACAACGGCGUGAGGCAUAUAACAUCAGCUCCUUUCCAUCCAGCAACAAACGGCGCAGCGGAGAAUGCAGUACGAAGUUUCAAAAAGGGACUUAAAGCAGCACUGUUCCAGAAUAAACAUGCUGACCUUAAUCUAAUCAUCAGUAGAUAUCUUUUAACCUAUAGAAGUUCAAUACACUCUACAACAAAUGAAACACCAUCCAAUUUAAUGUUGGGUAGGAAACUGAGAACAGUCUUCGACAUCCUUAAGCCAAACGUUGACAGGAAAGUUAGAGAAAAUCAAGAAAAGCAGAUCCAGAACUGUAAAGGAAAAGAGUACAAGCAAUUUAAAGUGGGGGAUACGAUAAUGGCAAGAGAUUAUAAAGACGUAAAUAACAAAAAUUGGACAGAGGCCAAGAUCAAAGAAGUUAUUGGAAAGAAAAACUAUUUGUGUCGAGGGAAAGAUGGAAGAAUAUGGAGAAGACACCAGGACCAAAUCAUACAAGUUCCACCGGACAACACACUACCAGCGAAAAUGCGACAAGAAGAGAGAAGAACGGUUUUUCCCAAACUCCCAUCCAAUCCAAAUCCAGUGCAUAAUGAAACACGAAAUAUUUCCAACUCUACACCGGUAAAUUUACCUAAUACGAUAAGGGAGGGCCGACCUAAGAGAAAAAUUAGAAUACCCGUCAGGUACAACACGUAAGAAAAAUCUAGAUUUUGUUCUAGUAGACGAGGUUAAUUUAUUGUAACUAUGUAUGUAUGUAUUUUAUUGUUGAUUACAUGUUGUAUUAGUUUAAGCAAAGUGCGGGGGUGUAGUGUUGUCGGGUACUUAACCACGGGAAGUGACGUCAACGUGGACAGCGUUUUUGACAUUAAUGACGAACCGGAGAAAGAAGUGACCACGCGAUUGACGAUUGUGCUAUUAAUUUUAUUGUACAUGUUUAAGUUAUUUAACUAUACUUAAUUUGUAGGUGUAUCACAAAAUAUACGAAUUAUUUUGGCGUAUAUUUCUUCCAAUAU
Messenger RNA from Photinus pyralis (common eastern firefly), 4420 nucleotides. RefSeq lists its product as uncharacterized. Gene Ontology annotation, molecular function: nucleic acid binding. Gene Ontology annotation, biological process: DNA integration. NCBI's taxonomy places the organism in Eukaryota, Metazoa, Arthropoda, Insecta, Coleoptera, Lampyridae. The transcript is spliced from 2 exons. The record is from RefSeq and is a predicted model, not a curated record. The coding region runs from base 201 to 4103 and encodes 1300 amino acids.